AACGUUUUUGUUUAUGGUGCUGUCUGCUUUUUUAUCGGCAAAUUUACUACCGACAUUUCAUUGUUGCCGUCACCGUUUUGUUUAAUUGAAAAAUAGCCAAAAAUAACCAUGAAUUCAUCAGUAUUUUUUGAACGUAUUAACUUGAAAGUUCUCGGACUAGAUAACUCAAUAACACAAUUUAAAAUCAGAAAAAUUACCCAAUUAAGAAAGUUAAUGAAUGCAUACUGUAAACAAAUUGGUCUUGCUUAUAACUCAGUAAGAUUUAGAUUCAAUGGACAAUCGCUUAACGAGAUUGACACGGCAGCUUCAUUAAAUCUUGAAGAAGGUGAUACCAUUGAAGUGUUCCAAUAGCAGACUGGUGGUUG
Molecule: messenger RNA, 365 nt
Organism: Rhopalosiphum maidis (corn leaf aphid)
Lineage: Eukaryota; Metazoa; Arthropoda; Insecta; Hemiptera; Aphididae
Product: small ubiquitin-related modifier 2-like
Exons: 3
Coding region: 109-351 (80 amino acids)
Biological process (GO): protein sumoylation
Cellular component (GO): nucleus
Molecular function (GO): protein tag activity; ubiquitin-like protein ligase binding
Source: RefSeq, a predicted model, not a curated record